Molecule: messenger RNA, 5799 nt
Organism: Hemicordylus capensis (graceful crag lizard)
Lineage: Eukaryota; Metazoa; Chordata; Lepidosauria; Squamata; Cordylidae
Gene: CABLES2
Product: Cdk5 and Abl enzyme substrate 2
Exons: 9
Coding region: 145-1830 (561 amino acids)
Biological process (GO): regulation of cell cycle
Source: RefSeq, a predicted model, not a curated record
CGCUAACCAGCGGCUGCCCGAGCGGCCUCUAGCUGGACAGAGCGGCGGCGACGGGGGAUAGGCAGCUCCACCCGGCCGAACUCGGGGGCGGGCGGCCAAGGGCAGCCCUGCCGCUGCUCGGAGCGGCGGUGGCUCAUUGAGAGAAUGGCUGCGGCUGCGUGCGGCUCCCCCGCGAACCGGCCGCCUAAGGAGCAGCAGCAGCAGCAGCAGCAAGCGCCGCCGGAGCCCCAGCAGCAGCAAGGAGCGCCGCCGCCGCUGCAGCAGCCGCCCCACCAGCAGGCUCCUCCUGCGAGGAAGCGGGGAGGAGAUUCGCGGCGGAGGCAGGCCGCCCUCUUCUUCCUCAAUAACAUCUCCCUGGACGGGCGGCCGCCGUGCCUGGCCGCGGGCAAGCAGCAAUUGCAGCAGCCGCCUCCGCCGCCGCCACGGCCCCGGUCCUCCUCCUCUUCCUCGGCGGAGCAGCAACCGCAGCUGCAGGAAGAUGCCGCCGCCGAUGCCGGCCCCCGCCUCCUCAUGCCUCUCAACGGGCCCCCGCCGGGGCUGCUCCUGCCCCCCGUGGCUGCUGCUGCCGCUGCUGCUGCCGCCGCCGAGCUGGAUCCUGCUCGGGGGCUGGGCGCUGCCGCCGCGGCCGCCCUCCUGCCCCAGUUGCUGCUGGGCAGCCCGCUGUGCCCGGUGCCCGCGACGCCCGUGCCCGCCUCCGCAGUCUCCCCGGCCGCCCUGGCAGGGGUCCUGGUGGGGGCUGCCAACAAGCCUGGCAUCGCCCCGCCGGGGCUGCUUAGCCCCACCCAGAACAUCGCUGGAGCGGGAGGAUUCCCCUUGGAAGUCCAAAGGCAAAGAACCAAGCACAUAUCUGGAUCUCCAAGACACAGAGGGUUGAAGAAGAUACACUUCAUCAAGAACAUGAGGCAGUACGACACAAGGAACAGCAGGAUAGUAUUAAUCUGUGCUAAACGAACUUUGUGUGUGGCUUUUUCUAUCCUGCCUUAUGGGGAGAGCUUGAGGAUCAGUGAACUGAAAAUAGAGGGACAGAAACAGAGGCAUCCUUCCGGCGGAGUUUCAGUCACUUCGGAAAUGGUGCUGGGAAUGGAAGGAGUCGAGUUGGGAGCUGAUGGCAAGGUUGUGUCCUAUGCAAAGUUCUUGUAUCCAACCAAUGCGCUCGUUGGUCGCAAAACUGAAGCCCACGGUGCUGUUCCUGUGUGUCGAGCCUCUGCUCCCCGGAAUGCUGGUGGACCAAGAUUCAAAACUGCAGCAGCCAAAACAAUACCCGCAACAGAUAUUGGAAGUGAAGGGGAGUUAGCAGAGUACAAUCCCAACCUUCUGGAUGACCCUCAGUGGCCCUGCGGGAAGCACAAGCGUGUCCUCAUCUUCGCAUCGUACAUGACCACAGUGAUAGAAUAUGUGAAACCCUCGGACCUUAAAAAGGAUAUGAACGAAACAUUUAAAGAGAAAUUUCCUCACAUUAAAUUGACGCUGAGUAAAAUCAGAAGUUUAAAGAGAGAGAUGCGGAACCUGAGCAUGGAAUGCAACCUGGAGCCAGUAACUGUGUCCAUGGCUUAUGUUUACUUUGAGAAGCUUGUUCUCCAAGGCAAGCUCAACAAACAGAACCGAAAACUGUGUGCCGGUGCUUGUGUGCUGCUUGCAGCCAAGAUUAGCAGUGAUCUCAGGAAAUACGAAGUCAAACACCUUAUUGAUAAGUUAGAAGAGAGAUUCAGAUUCAACAGACGUGAUCUCAUUGGAUUUGAAUUUACUGUACUUGUUGCUCUGGAACUCGCCCUGUACCUUCCUGACAACCAAGUAUUACCUCACUUCCGGCGUCUCGCACAGCAAUCCUAGCCAAAGCGACAUUCUAGCAAAGUGCCAAUACUUGGGUAUUGAAUUUUGUCCUUUUCUGUGCCACAGUAUUGAACACUGUGGUGAAAUAUAUCUGACGUGAAGACUGCUGUGGGAUUUUGUGGAGCUACCAAAGUGCAGCUGGACAAUAUAGAUUCCACUUGUGGGAAGUGGCAGGAAAAAGAUUUUGAGCUUUGGAUGUUAAAGCACAAACUAUUCAAGGCCAGUUACCACCAGGGCUGGUAUUUGCGCUUUCAGGUUUAUUACGUGGAAAUGGUCUGUUCUUCGCUCCAGGUGUUGCUACUUUGACAUUUCCUUGAAACUUUUCUUUUCCUCCCACUUUCUCUUCCUUGAAUCUAAAAGACAGCAUCACUUCCAUUCAAAAAGAACCAUACCAAUAGUAUUACUGAGGAUUCACAUUUUAAACCAUGAAAAUUACAGUUACUGCUUGGGAUGGGGAGGAGAGACAAAGACGUGCCUGAGCUGGUCUGGUACCAGUCUCUCUUGGUUUUCCCCCCUGCUUUUCCCCCCUUAAGUUAUAUUGCUUAGUAGCAAAUGCUGAAGCUUAAACAGUAAUUUAUCCUUUUGCUUUUGUUUACCUUGUGCUAGAAGGAAACCAAUUCCAUUGUGUCUGCACUAUCAUUUUCAGAAGGGAUGUAUAUUCUAGAAUAAUAUUAGUUUUCCUUUGUUCAUGAAUAAUAGCCUUUUUUAAAAAAAAAUUAAAAAUUGAAAUGUUUCUCAAAUGUUGCACUUGUUGAACAAGGCAGCUCUAGCAAAGGAACUCCCAUUUUAACUCGUCCUUCAGAGAGUGAUUGAAGGUCAUUGAUUUAUGGUGGUAAUUUGGUCUUGUAGCUCCUGGAACGGACAACUUUUUGUCAUGGCUUACUGUAGCCUGAAACUAAGAACUGUUUUAUUUAUAACAAUGUGUUUCAUGUAUUGUCUUUCCUGUGUGCUUGUGACGCACAAAUGUUUCAGUCAGUACAGCUGUCGUUAUCUAAAUUAAGCCAAUGCAACCAAACAUGUCAGAUUUCUAAAAUACUCCUUUCUUUUUCAAACUUGGUUCUUCCAAGCGUUUUGUCACUGUGAUGAGGAUUCCUGUAAACCUGACCUUGGUUGUACAUCCAAUACACCGCUCUCAUGGUGGUUCUGUCCAGUGCAGUGAUGUUUAUGCAGAUGAAAUGGCUUCUACCACUGUUAGACAGAUAUUUUGGCUCAUGCAUCCAGAUGUUGAGGAUGAACAGAUGUUGAUUCUUGAACAGUAGAAGAACAGUUGGUGACGGUCGGGUUUCUUUUCCAAGCAAUAUUGUGAUAAAAGUCAAAAUGUGUUUGUGCGUGUAUACAAGUAUGCUAUUUGCCAGGGAACAAAAUCGCAACUUGGGAGUUGUGAUUGAGAAGUUAAUUACUUUUUAAUUUUUUACUGUGACUUUGGCCAGUUCUAUAAAUUGUGCUGAAUGAGGUGGUAGGGUUCUGGAGCGUACCAUUGCAGGUAUGGGGUAAUUGUAAGGCCUUUCUCCCACCCACCCCACACAGUUGGUGGUGAAUCAACACGUUGGGCUUGGCUAAAAUGUUCUCCCUGCUCUGCUAGUUGAGUGCACGCAAAUAAUUUUCCGCAAGGGGAGCAUUCAGAAACAAGUGUGACUACCACCCCAGCUGCAGACUGAAGUGGUACAACUCGGAACUUACUGCUUAUCAUCGUCUCCAUUCUGUGUUUAAACUGUAGAUCCGCUCUUGGAAACCAUGCUUCUUGCUAAAGUAAAGAAGUACUUAUGCCUUCCAGCACCUAGAAUGCCAUGGAUUCUCCUGGGUAUAUGUGUUCAGUAGCCAUGAAAAAAUGGAGGAAGAGUUACAAAAAGAUUCUAAAAACAUUUGAAAGGGAGAAGGGAGCACUGCCCUGAGAGGGGAUUCCGAAAAGCAAAGAAGCCUUUGGCACCUAUGCAUGAGUAUAGAACUAUUCAGAUAGACCUUUUUAGAGAAGGCCAGUUUGACUUCAUUGAAAUUGCAGCAAACAUAGUUGAGAAUGCCUCUCUAACCAGGGCUUAAGUGUUAAUGCAUCUAAGUACAGUUGUACCAGUCAAGUCAUAAUUAUAGCACCUUUUUAUAUAAUUGUAGUACAGAGAUAUUAUGCAGUUUAACAGCUAUUACUGUUGAGAACAUAAGGUGUAAUGUGUGUUUAUUACUGAGCAAACUUUCACCAGGAAAGAUGAUAUCCUAACUGCUUCCAAGACAAGUUUAGAAACUAUUUUAUGGGGGAUUAAAACAUUUGAUUCUUCUCCUGAACUGAAAAUUAUUACAUAACUUUUCAUGGUAUCUGUAGAUCUUCUAUAAAACAUAUAAACACAAUUUACUCUUAUUACUACACUGUGUUCUAGUUGAAAUUGUUGGCCAACUUAAACUUUCCAGCUGAAGCAGCCAUUGCCUUGUUUAAGCAAAAAUGUGGGGAAUUGACUUCUGAUUAGAACUGUUUGAGCUGGUAAAGGUGAGAACUGGUAAAGGUGAGAACAUUAGAACUGUUUGAGCUGGCCAACAUUCAUUGCAGUGUUAGGGCAGAGCAGGAGCUGUGCUCUUGCAGUGAGGGCUGCUCUGAGCUCAGCCCAAAGCUCUUCAUGCAACAAAGCAUGUGCACAGAGAGAGGGGAGUAGUGAUUUUUGCUGCGCUCUCUACAAGUGUUCUUUGGCUUCCAUGAAUAUGUCCCCAAUGGCUGCAUGACCCUCAGGGACAUAUUCCUGAGAGUCAAAGAGCUUUUUAGAAGGAAGGGGAGAGCAGCAAAAAUUGUUCCCCCUUCCCCCAUGCACAUGCUCUGCUGCUCAGCAGCCCUUUGACUGAACUCAGAAAACCCUCACUGCUGCGCCUAAUGCUGCACUGGAUGCUGGCCAGUAAGAAUUUAAAAAUACAUGGAUUCUGUCUUCUGAAAAAUGGUAAAACACCUAAGAAUGUUUAUAUUGAAUUAAAAAUAUCCAAGGCAUGGGGCAGAUGUAAAGCCCCCCUGUAAAACUCUUAAAGCCUGAUCUUCAGUCAAACAUCUUUGCAGCUUUUAAUACAUAAGGACAAUAUGGAUUGAAUCUGUUUUGUUAGGGGAUACCCUCUUCAGUGAGUGAACUGGAUUUUAAAAAUUUCAUAAUUGAGUAAAAAUCAGCUUUAAGAUUUUUAAAAAAUAUCUAGCUUUGAAAUCAGAAUCCUAGCUUUCUUUCCUUCUGUCUCUGUACACAUGUACCUGCAGAGUGGGGUGGCCUAUUUAUGGACAAAAUGAGUUUCUGUGGCUCUUAAUGUAUGCACUGUGCAUUAUAUUAAAUUCCUAAAACUGCUCCAGAAUGGAUGCUGCAUAACAUAAUCCCAGAUAAAUGUUAUUUCAGGAGACAUAGUGAUGAUGAAUUGAGUUUCAAACUAUUGGUUUUUUUAAAAAAAUCUGCAGUUUGACUUGUAUGUUGAGUAUCUUAUUCCUGUAACUUAACCUGUACAAACACAGUUCCUCUGUUGUAUAUAGUAGUGGAUAUGGGGAAUGUGGGAUCGCUUGCAUUCUCUUACCUUAAUUUUUUGUUUCUUUUCUCAAUCAGCUAAGCCUCAUUUUAGUUCCUUGUUCAUGCAAAAGCUGCCACUGUGUGGUAAAGAUUAUUAUUACAACCAAAACAAGACCCAGUGUAACAUCCCAGGUUGCUUUCUUUAGAGAGAGAUGAUGAUGGUUUCUGACAUUUGAAAUCUAAAUUGUGUAAUCUUCUGUAAAUAGUGGUGCUCAUUUACCUUCAGCCCAAGAAAGCACUCCAAACAGGAGUUUGUGUACAUUUUUAUGUAAAUAGUAUUAUUUUUGUGUUGUCGUAAAUUUAAGUCCCUACUUUGUAAAUCGUCGAAUUCUGUUCUUCCAAUGAAAUGAAUUUGUUAAUAAGGUGCUGUGGUAACUGAAUGUUUUGAUACAUAUUUUAUAACCAAGCACACCUGAAGAUACUUCAGGAUUGUGUCAUAAAUAUUCCUUUAAAAAAA